Molecule: messenger RNA, 783 nt
Organism: Penaeus indicus
Lineage: Eukaryota; Metazoa; Arthropoda; Malacostraca; Decapoda; Penaeidae
Product: zinc finger protein 513-like
Exons: 2
Coding region: 1-468 (155 amino acids)
Biological process (GO): regulation of transcription by RNA polymerase II
Molecular function (GO): DNA-binding transcription factor activity, RNA polymerase II-specific; RNA polymerase II transcription regulatory region sequence-specific DNA binding
Source: RefSeq, a predicted model, not a curated record
AUGGAUUUGACUACAAUCUGUGCUAGAUCUUUCAAUUAUGAAGUUAAUACCGUGCUGCUGACGGAGGAGGCUGGAGAGCUGGGCCCCCUGGGACUUGAAGCUGACCGUCUGGGGCCCCUGAGCGCCGCGCCGAGGCCAGACAUGAGCAUCGGGAGGUCCGUGGCCAGCGUGAUGCAGGCCGAGUCCACCAGCCAGCACGCGUCUCCGUACCAAGUGCACAGGUGCAACUUAUGCCCGUUCACCACAGGGAACUCAAAGGACAUCCUGUACCACAUGUCGCUCUCCCACGCGACGGAGAAGCCCUUCGCUUGCCCGAAUUGCCCUUAUCGAGCAGCGCAGAAGAUUCAUCUCAAGAUACACAUGAGGACUCAUACUGGAGAGAAACCCUAUGCUUGCACGCUGUGUGACUUCCGAUCUGCGCAGUCGAGUAACCUGAAGAGGCACUUGGCGAAACAUCACACUUCAUGAGAGUGAAAACAAGCUCUCAAAGAAGUAUAUCUUGCAAAAGUUCCUGCGUUUAUUCAGACUUGUGUCAUGCGUCUGAUAGAAAUAAAUAUAUACAGUACAUCCUAAGCUCUUGAAUAAGAAUCAGUGAAUGUGUAAUGCAACAUAUGUGUAACAUACUUGUUAGUGUUUUCAUGAAUUCGUUUUUAAAUCACUGAUCAUAAUUUAGAGAACAAUGUGAACACAUACAUAUGCAAUAUGUUCACACAAAUUAACAUGAAUAAACAUGAUAUUCAUGCACUUAUGUUUUAAAAACUAAUUUGUGCUAAUCUGUGUGUC